UCCAACCAUCGUAAAUUUGUAUAUAUAGUCCCUGCCUUCAUACUUAUCGACACCACAGAUAUUUUCCAUAUCACAACAGUUUGCAGUUGAAAUGGCGCGGGCAAUAUUGUGGGUUUUGCUGACAGUAAUGGCGGUAUCACUUCUACUCCACGCAGGAGUGGAAGGUGUGAACUUCGACAUAGAAAACCAGUGCCCUUACACAGUGUGGGCGGCAGGGACUCCAUUCGGGGGAGGGAUAGAGCUAAAGAGGGGACAGUCAUGGCGGGUAAAUGUGCCGGGCGGGGCACGGGGAAGAUUUUGGGGUCGCACCGGCUGCUCCUUCGAUGGGAACGGUCGAGGCAGAUGCAACACUGGCGACUGCGGGGGAUUACUCAACUGCCAGGGAUCUGGAGGCGUUCCCUCAACGCUUUUAGAGUACGCUCUCAAUCAAUACCAGAACCUGGACUUCUACGACAUCUCUCUCGUCGAUGGAUUCAACCUCCGCAUGACUGUCGUUCUUUCCAACACAAACUGCAAGAGAAUCGCCUGCAAUAGCGACAUAAAUUCAAAGUGCCCCGGAGAGUUAAAGGUCGUCGAUGGGUGCAGAAGUGCGUGUGCUGCAUUCAACACUCCAGCAUACUGCUGUACGGGAUCCUUCCUCGAUAACUGCCCUCCUACCGGCUACUCUCAAUUUUUCAAGCGAGAAUGCCCGUUGGCCUACAGCUAUGCCAAGGAUGAUCCCACCAGCACCUUUACUUGCCCAGGCGGCAGCGACUACAAAAUUAUUUUCUGCGGUAAUGGUGAUUCACAGUCUAAUUCUACCUCAACUUCAAGUGGAAGUCUUUAUGCAGUCGAAUAGGUUUUAUAUGUGUGUGUGCGUGAGUGUGCGUAUCUGUGUCAAGCAAUAAUAGUAAGUUCUUAGCAGAAUAAAUAGGAGUGUAUAUUGCUCUGUAUCCAUUUUCUCUUGAUUACAAGCAUAAGGGACAGUGUCUGUUUAACUUAUUGUCUAUGUAGAUUUCAGAAUGCAGCUUUGAUCGUUUUGAAAAAAUCAGUAUAAUGGGUAUUCGAUGUUUGAA
Cryptomeria japonica (Japanese cedar) is the source of this 1055-nucleotide messenger RNA. RefSeq names its product pathogenesis-related thaumatin-like protein 3.4. Gene Ontology annotation, biological process: defense response. NCBI's taxonomy places the organism in Eukaryota, Viridiplantae, Streptophyta, Pinopsida, Cupressales, Cupressaceae. Gene Ontology annotation, cellular component: extracellular region. The coding region runs from base 92 to 838 and encodes 248 amino acids. The record is from RefSeq and is a predicted model, not a curated record. The transcript has 2 exons.